CAUCAGUAGUUGCGAUGGAUCCCGCGCUUGUCUCCCUUACUCUUAGGACACUUGUUUGCUUCCAAAAGUACAGAGAAUAUAAAAAGACCAAGAAAAGUAGAAAGAGACUAUGGAUGAAACCAUGGCUACAGAAAAAAGACAGAAGUGUGUAUCACAAGUUAAUUGCAGAAACACGAGUGGAUGAUGGCAGUGUGUUUUAUGAUUUCCAUAGAAUGAACAGGCAAAAUUUUGAUGUUUUGUUAAAUUUGGUGGCACCCCUCAUCCAGAAAGAAACCACACAGUUAAGGGACACUAUAUCUGCACCAGAACGACUCUCUCUGACUUUGCGUUAUUUAGCCACAGGUGAAACUCGUCGCUCUCUAGGAUUCCAGUAUAGGAUAAGCCAUAGUUUGAUCACCUACAUAAUACCAGAAGUUUGCAGUGCAAUAUAUUCCGUCUUAAAGGAUAUGUAUCUGAAACUUCCAUCAACAUCAGAGGAAUGGAAGCAAGUGACAAGCGACUUUUAUAACAGCUGGAAUUUUCCAAUGUGUAUUGGAGCUAUGGAUGGAAAACGCUUUUUUAUGAGGAAACCAGAAAAUACAGGAUCAGAGUAUUAUGAUUACAAGAGUCGCCAUAGUAUGAUCAUGUUAGCUCUUGUUGAUGCACAUUAUAAAUUCAUGUAUGUUGAUGUAGGAGCUCAGGGACGCUCAAGUGAUGCAAGUGUUUGGGAUCGUUGUAAAUUAAGAGAAUACCUAGAAAAAGAAAAGCUACAAGUUCCACCACCUGAUACUUUGCCAUUUUCAGAUCAGAAAGUUCCAUACGUAAUUGUUGGAGAUGAUGCAUUCCCCCUCAAAAAUUAUCUGAUGAAACCUUAUCCUGGCCAGAACUUAAGUGUCGAACAAAGGAUAUACAAUUACAGACUAUCAAGAGCUCGUCGUAUUUCUGAAAAUGCCUUUGGUAUCCUUGUUGCCAAAUUUAGAGUGUUUGAAAAACCUAUUCACUCAAGUCCGGCAAACACUAGGAAAAUCAUAUUUGCAACAGUUGUUCUCCAUAAUUUCUUGAGAAAUAAUUCAAGGCAGCUGAAAAAUGAAAAUAUUGGUAAUGGUUUAGAAAACCAUGGACUUCAAAGCCUGGAUAAUGUUGGAAGAAGACCUGCUAAGAAUGCCUUGGCAACAAGAGAUAUUUUUAAGGACUACUUCAAUGGUAGAGGUCGUGUGAGAUGGCAAGAAGAUGCAGCACUCUUGAAUUAAACAAGUUGGCACUGAUGAUUUGAUGAUUAUCAUUAUCAAGUAAUAAAAUCACAUAUUGUGUUUCUUUUAAUGUACAGUAGAAUAAGUUUCAUGUUUCAUCUAG
Penaeus monodon (black tiger shrimp) is the source of this 1332-nucleotide messenger RNA. RefSeq names its product protein ALP1-like. Lineage: Eukaryota; Metazoa; Arthropoda; Malacostraca; Decapoda; Penaeidae. The coding region runs from base 15 to 1229 and encodes 404 amino acids. The record is from RefSeq and is a predicted model, not a curated record. The transcript is spliced from 2 exons.